GGAAAAUUAAAUUCGCCAUGAGUUGCUUUCUUGGCACGCCUGCUCCUCAGAUUGAAAAAUCGACCAUCGGGGAGCAAAACGGAGAACUUUUUAAUGAAGAUGUGAACAAGGUGAAAGGAAAGAAGACCACCCGGGCAAGGUUUCAAGAAUAUAGAAGAUAUGACUUAACUGGUACCGCCUUGAAAUCUCCUCAAAGUUUAGCCUGUGAUGUUGGGAAGCCUGCUUUUAUACAGAAGGAUGAUGAGUUCCUGUCAAGUCUAUGGAGUAGUUGGGAAGCCUCUGGUUUUCAAGGCGUUUUUUCUCAUCUGUCAGAAUCUUCAAAAGUUCCAAAUUCAGUAAGAUUAGCUACUCAAAGAAUUCAUCAGCUGCUUCUGCUACUGCAAAGAUCUGGGGAGAAUUUGUCAGCUAAGGAAGCAGGAGGCAAGGAGAUAGAUACCUGUAGCCUGAUACCAAACAGAUCAACCAGUGUUAUCAAAGCUUUUGGUGUACAUCCACAAAUAAAUUCAUUUGCAGUUGCUUACCAGGAUGAUGUUGUGAAAAUAUUAUCUGCAAGCAGGCUGAAUGAUUUUGAGCCAAUUUUGAAAGACAAAAAGCAAAAUGAUGUGACAUGCCUUGCCUUCAGGCCGAUGUCUUCUGCGCAUAUUGCAGUUGGUUGCAAAUCUGGCAUAUUAUUUUGGAUACUGGAUCCAAAUACCAGCGGUGUUAGACCAGGGGCCAAUCAACAUAGAUUUUUAUCACAUGCUGGACAUCAUCCAAUCACCUCUCUCUCCUGGAGCGGAGAUGGUCAUUUGUUGGCAUCAGGAUCUUGCGCAGACUCCUCUGUCAUAAUAUGGGAUAUGUUCACUCAGAGAUCAGCUGCACUGAGGAGAUAUGGGCCAGGAACUGGAUUCAUUUGUUGGUCGCCAUUGCAAGAUUGCCUGUUUGCUUCUACUUUGAAAGAUCUAUUCAGGAUUUGGGAUGUCAACAACUGGACAUGUGAAAGAUGGUCGAAUUUGAAUGGCAGGUGUAGGGUUGCAUGCUGGAGCCCGUGUGAAAGAUACCUACUGUUUUCAGUUGAGAAUGAGUCAUCGUUGUAUUAUCUCUAUUUUCAAAAGCAACAAGGAGCAACUGGUUUCGUAUCUACAUCCAGUAGCGUUGCCGUCAAAUGUCUUGAUUUCUCCGCAUGCACUUGGGAGACCGACACGGGUGACGUAAGCAUCGGAGGGACUCUACAGUCAAUGGCCUGGGACCCAACUGGAAGUAGACUGGCAAUUGUAUUCAAAGAUAAACAAAAUGUCAAUGGCACACAAACACACAUUGGUCUAUUUCGCACUGCUCUAGAGCCAGUUUUUGAGAUUUUACCUUGUGGUUUUGUCACCGGCCACCCCAGCGAGACUCCACUUGCUAUUUCCUUCUUGCCGAACUUUAAUAAAGGCGCUUUGUUACUUGUGUGUUGGUCAUCUGGGAUGGUAUCACAAAUACCGUUGCUAUUUUACACAGAAAGUAUAACUGCAAUUCCUAAUCGAGAGCUUGCCUCUGACCGAAAAGACUACGAGGAAUUUACAGAAUUUCACCAGAGUGUGGCAGAAUGAACGAAAAUGUCUCAUUUGAAGCUCUGUUAAACUCGAGCAUUUGACCUCGAGUGAUAACAAAUACGUAAUGCUAGAAAAUAUUGAAGCGCCGGUAAUCCCAGCAACAACCAAAUUCUUCUGCGUUGAGCAAAUCUUAGUUUAUGCAAAGUGAUAAAAAUAAUAAUCCAGAUACUUGUUCUGGAGUUAUCGUUGUUCUUUUUAAUUUGUGAAUUUUGUAAGCGCAGGACUUGAGGUUUCUAUUCAGAAAGCAAUUUUUUUAAAAGCAAUUUAUGAUAAAAAAUCUCAAGCUUUCAUUCAGAAGGCUUUUCUAGAACUGCCGUAAGGAAAGAUGGCGGCAAUGUCCAAUUCUAAUCCAGCUAUGUAUUACCCAACCCCUUUUAAUAGGAAAUAAUUCUUGCUAUUACACGUUCCCUUUCAAAGAAUUUACUUUAGGUGCGGUCAAUUCAAAGGAUUUCCAAGGAGUUAAGAAGUCUGACUGUGAAAAAAAUUCGUCAAUUAAGAAACUGUUGCAAACGUUAUGUCAAGCCGCUAUUACAAAUGUUUUAAGCUUAUACUUGUGAAAACAUAAUGAUUUAUGCAAAAAUAUUUGUGCACAAUUCAAGUGUAAAGGUAUGUAGAAGAUAUGUAGGGGAUAUGUAGAAGAUGUGCGUCAUAUCUUACUUCUGUUAUUUUAUAGUAAUACAAUAUAAUUUCCUUUGAUCUUCUGACCUGAUGACUACUUA
Molecule: messenger RNA, 2293 nt
Organism: Rhopilema esculentum
Lineage: Eukaryota; Metazoa; Cnidaria; Scyphozoa; Rhizostomeae; Rhizostomatidae
Product: aladin
Biological process (GO): nucleocytoplasmic transport
Cellular component (GO): nuclear pore
Molecular function (GO): protein binding
Source: RefSeq, a predicted model, not a curated record